CCACCCACCACCACACUCCUCUAACUCGGGGGAGUGUGCACGGAUCCCGAGCGCAGAGCGCCACCUCCACCCUACCAGAGACAACGCUCCUCAACCCGGGGACCCACACACAGGCUUCCACGCAGCAAUGGCAGACACGGCACCCACCGACAGCAGCAGCUCAGAGGUCGUGGAGAACGGUGUUCCGACCGCCCUGCUCCUAGCCGGGUCCCCUUCGCCGGGGUUCCCCGUGCUCGUGGAAGGGGUCCCCAUUAACGGACCCCUGUUGGACGCGCGCGCCGGCGAGAAGUUCCUUCUGGAUGUGUUCCCCAUCAUCUUCCAGGAAGCCGUGGUGAAGGGCACAGACGUCAAUGAGAAGGUGUGUGAGUGGCGCCACCCCGCGGAGCUGCGCGCGCUGCUGGACGUGGAGUUGGGGGAGUGCGGAGAGCCCCACCGGCAGCUGCUGCAGCGCUGCAGGGACGUCAUCGCGUACAGCGUCAAAACAGUUCACCCGCGCUUCUACAAUCAGCUGUUCGCCGGCCUGGACUACCACUCCCUGGCUGCUCGCUGGAUUACCGAGGCGCUCAACGCCAGCGUCUACACGUACGAGGUGGCCCCGGUAGGGGUGCUGCUGGAAGAGGAAGUGCUGAGGACGUUGCGGAAGAUGAUCGGGUGGACCUCGGGAGACGGAAUCUUCUGUCCGGGAGGCUCCGUGUCGAACAUGUGCGCGAUGAACGUGGCCCGCUACCGGCUGUGUCCGCGCGUGAAGACGGCGGGGCUGAGCGCACUCCCUCGCCUCGUCCUCUUCACCUCGGGCGAGGCUCACUACUCCAUCCAGAAAGCGGCCGCCUUCCUUGGCAUCGGCACCGACAACGUGAGGUCGGUGGCGGUGGACGACCGCGGAAAGAUGAUCCCAUCAGACCUGGAGAGGAAAGUCGAGGAGGCGAAGGCUGAGGGUGCUGUACCCUUCAUGGUGGUGCUCACCGCUGGCACGACGGUGCUGGGGGCGUUCGACCCGAUCGUCGCAGUGGCCGACAUGUGUGAGCGCUGGGGCCUGUGGCUGCACGUGGACGCGUCGUGGGGAGGGAGUGCGCUGCUCUCCCAUCGACACCGCCACCUGCUCGACGGUAUACACAGGGUGGACUCGGUGGCGUGGAACCCGCACAAGAUGCUCAUGUCCGGACUGCAGUGCUGCGCGCUGCUGCUUCGCGAUGACACCGGACUGCUGCGGUCCUGCCACUCGGCCAGUGCCUCGUACCUCUUCCAGACGGACAAGUGCUACGACUCUGCGCACGACCCCGGGGACAAGUCCGUGCAGUGCGGCAGGAGGGACGACGCCCUCAAGCUGUGGCUCACGUGGAAGGCGUGUGGUCGGCACGGGCUGGAAGCCCGCGUCGAUCGCGCGUUCGCGUGCGCCAGGUACCUGGCUGAUGAGAUCAAGCACAAGGAAGGAUUUGAGCUGCUGAUGGAGCCCGAGGGGACCAACGUCUGCUUCUGGUUCAUCCCGCCCAGCAUGAGGGGGCAGCCGAGGGGGCAGCUGUUCUGGCAGAAACUGGACAAGGUCGCCCCUGCCAUCAAGACACGCAUGAUGCUCGCAGGGUCCAUGAUGGUUGGCUACCAGCCCCACGGUGACCGCGUCAACUUCUUCCGCAUGAUCCUCAUCUCCCCGAGCGUGCGACGGGAGGACCUCGAUUUCUGCCUCAGCGAGAUCGAACGCCUAGGCUGCGACCUCUGACCUUCGGGAUUAACCCCCCCCUCCCAUCCCCUCACAUCCCUAGAACCCCCAACACCACAUCAACCCCCCUAACUCCUCCCGAGAGACGAGACAGUGGACGACCCAAUCCACCUCCCCACCCCCCACCUCCCCACCCCCCACCUCCCCCACCCCC
Messenger RNA from Petromyzon marinus (sea lamprey), 1868 nucleotides. RefSeq names its product glutamate decarboxylase like 1 (gene GADL1). NCBI's taxonomy places the organism in Eukaryota, Metazoa, Chordata, Hyperoartia, Petromyzontiformes, Petromyzontidae. Gene Ontology annotation, cellular component: cytoplasm. Gene Ontology annotation, biological process: carboxylic acid metabolic process. The record is from RefSeq and is a predicted model, not a curated record. Gene Ontology annotation, molecular function: pyridoxal phosphate binding; carboxy-lyase activity.